Porites evermanni is the source of this 3711-nucleotide messenger RNA. NCBI's taxonomy places the organism in Eukaryota, Metazoa, Cnidaria, Anthozoa, Scleractinia, Poritidae. The record is from the annotation of a GenBank genome assembly.
AUGCCAUUUUUUUGUCAUUCACUUUUCAGACUGACAAUGGCUAGUGUUGUAUCAGAAGAAGUUAUUGAACGGUUGACUUGUGCUGUUUGCAUGGAACAGUUUAAGGAACCAAAGGUUCUGCCAUGUUUGCACACUUACUGUAAAGCAUGCCUGGCAAAACUGGUGAAAAAACAACGAUCUGAUCACAUUAUAACUUGUCCUGAGUGCCGGCAGGAUUCAAAAGUAAGUUAAGUUGGGAGGGAGGGGCGGGGGGUUGGGGCAGCUAUUAAAGUGGGGUCGUAAUUUCAAAGGCUUUCAAUUAUUGAUGAUGAUGAUGAUGAUGAUGGUUAUGAUUCAUAAUAAUAAUGAGAAUGAUUUAUUGAUGUGCAUUGAUAGCAAUAAAACCAAAGAACCUCAAUAAUUUAUUGGUUUGACUAAAAUGGGAUUUCCCCAGGGAACAAGACCUCAUAAAGGGGGUUCAUUGAGCUGCAGACUGCACAAUGGAGAGGUUUAAUAUUUUGGGAAUUAUAGAUUAUAAUCACACCUUUCCCAGCUUGAGUGCAUAGCUACUUCUAUCCCAUCAUGGGAUAGAGAUAAAUUAUAUAAUUAUAAUUUAUUAUUGUCAUUUGAAGUUGUGUCAUCAUCUCAUUUAAAUUAGUCCUGAAAGGCCAUGAGUGGCGACUAAAAAUAUUAACAGUAAACUCCAUGCAAGAAUGGUGUUUUUCUUACAAGUCCGUUUGUAAGAUUAGUUUAUGAAAUACGUUUUGCACUUACCAGUACCAUUUUUAAGUGGGGGGAUGUACAGUAACCUCUACUGUUAUGGAUAAAAAUAGGCUAGUUAGCCCGUUGAAACAAGAAUUGAUUGGCACUAUUUUUAACUGGGGCAUUUCCCGUGCAGACACUGCAUCCCCUUCGCCCAUGAAUCGCUCUUUAGCUCUGCCCCUAAAAACAAGCUUCCUGACUGUGUAGAUGUUCUUUUGGCCAGUCACUCAAGAAGCCCUAAGAUAGUGUGACAGUAUUACGUGACUAAUUUGAUCUAACUGGUAAUUCCAAAAGUUAUUGUCCUUCUACGCUUUUAAAACAUCACAGGGUCAAUUUUUUGUGAAAUACCGCCAGCAGUAUUCUGUUUCUCAAAACUAGCAAAGGAAAUUUAGUUUUAGUUUUGUUUCUGUUGAAUGUUGUACUUUAUCAAGCCCCUUUGACUUUAAAAAAAAUAAUCCAAGUGAAAAUGUUUCCAUUUAAUGGUGCGACCUUCAAAUAGCAUCUUCCUUUCUUGUAAGGAAUCACCUGAAGAAUGACUUUCCACACGCAUGGAGAGAAUAGCAAUAUAAACAUCAGAGACAUUUUCUGUCACAUGUUGGAAGAGGAAGCACUUAUUAAACGGUUUGAACGUUCUCAUAAAGUGAAAUGAAACAUUGAAAGCCACUCAUCCUACAAUCGUUUGAAGAAGACAAUGAAUAAAGUGCCAUACGAUAGCUUCACAGACAUUCUCAUUCAAUGCAUGCACAAGCCGGCUGACUCCCAGAGGGAGAUUUGCAAUCACGUUCAUUCAUCCAAAGGUUUAAGCUUCAAGAUAAAGUGAAGAAAAACUUAAAAGAAACUGAUCGUAGCGUCAGAUUUUUUCUUAAUUUUUCUUUGGUUAAAUGUAAGACUAAUAUACCCUCACGCAAGAAUAUUAGUUUUCAUUACAAGUCUGUUUGCAGGAUUUUGUUUUGAAUUAAUGAUUCACCCUCCCCCCAAUAAUUAAAAAAGAUGCCUCAUCGUAGUGGAGACGGGAAACGCAACUUGAUCCGUUUUCUAUUGUCUUUUUUCGACGGGAAUUGUAAAUAGUGUUUUGAAUGAAUAAAUUAAUUGUAAAUAGGAUUUUAAUAGUUAGCAUUGUUGUCAAUAAAAUUUUUUCACUUUUAUUUAUUAUUAUUAUUAUUAUUAUUAUUUGCAAGUUCUAUUACCCAGUGUGUUUUGUAGGUUCCCGGUGGAGAUGCAAGCAAGCUGCAAUCAAAUUUUUGGGUGAACAACUUCAUGACCUUAUUGAGCAUGCAAGAUGGGGCAUCAUCCACAGGGCACCCACUGAACUGUGAGCACUGUGACAGUGGCGACUCCGCAGUUUCGCGUUGCUCUGACUGCAGUGUUUUCAUGUGUGAGUUUUGUGUUACUGCGCACAAGAGAAUCAAUGCCACCAAGAAUCACCAGAUUUUAUCUCUGACAGAAGUAAAGAAACUUGGUGCAAAGGCCCUCGCCAAGCCAAUGUUUUGUUCCAAACAUAAAGGUGAGACACUGAAAUUAUUCUGUAACACCUGCCAGAAAACCAUAUGUCGUGAUUGUACCAUUGUUAAUCAUCGUGAACACAAGUACGAUUUUGUAACAGAAGUGGCUGAAAAAGAAAAAGGAAUCAUUCGAGGUUUUCUCACGAAAGCCAAAGACAAAUUGCGUACAGUUGUUGAAGGUCUAAAAGCUGUCCAGAUGAUGAAAAAUGGGGUAGAGGAAAGAGUGUCUGAGGUAAACAAAGAGAUUGAUACCUUUUUUGAUGAACAGGUGAAAGCACUGAAUUACUACCGUGCAAAUAUUAAGCAUGAAGUUUCCACCCAGGGUCAAAUAAGAGUCAGCAAGCUAAAGAACCAAGCAGAAGUGCUUUCCUCUUUUCUGGCUCAGUUGAAAAGUGGCAUCAGCUUUACUGAUCAGGCCUUACAAGAUGGAGAUGAUGUCAAGCUUUUGGCCAUGAAAAAGCAACUAGUCCAGCAGCUCCACCAGCUGAAUUCAUCAAAGACCUCGUGUAAACCCUGCAUGGAUGACUAUCUGGAGCUUCAAGUGCACCAAACCAUUUGGCACAUGGAAAAACUACUAAGUGUGUGUUACGUCCCCCUUGAUCCCCAAAAAUGCACUGUCAGCAUGUUGGGAGGAGAUGAAGGCGAGAUGUACCAAACCUUGGCUGGACAAGAAGUUGAAUUGUUGUUACUUCUCAAAGACAAAAAAGGUCAGAAACAACCUAAAGGAGGCCAUCAGGUGGAAGCCAUGGUUUCCUUUUAUGCUGAGCCAGGUUACUUGCAUCCAGUUUCUCCAGUUCCCGUGCGUGAUAAUGGUGAUGGGUCUUACAGUUUCUCCUAUCAUCCAGUGGAAGCAGGUAAAGUAAAUCUGUCAGUCAGGGUUGAAAAGCAAGAGGUUUGUGGAAGUCCCUUUGAAUGGAAUGUUAUUUCAGGACUUCCAGAUGGAGCAAGUUCACCGCAAAGAAAAGGUCUUGUUCCAUGCCCAGGGCUCUCAGGCUUCACGGGAGGCAUGUAUUGUUGGAAACUACAGUUAACGUCUUUCUCGAAUCAGAUAGUUUCUGAGCUAGAAAUAGGGGUAACUGCUUCUAACUAUAAUUCAGCCUGGGGGUAUGGUUAUCCUACCUCGAGAUCUGCACAACAGCAGUAUGGGUUUCCAGUAUGUGCUUAUGGCUUUGGUUCUGCACAACAAGCAAAGUGGUCCUGGAAGUACAGUGCACAUACGAAACCAUGCCAUUCCAGUCGAUCAGAUGGUCAAGUUCCAUCCAUCACUUCUGUUAAAAACAAUGAUGUGUUCAUUGUUUUCCUCAACCUGAGGACAAAGAAACUGACAAUCUACAAUGUCCGAAGCAAACAAACUGAAAUCUUUACAGGCAUUGAAGGGGGUACUAUCACCAGGAUUGGAUACCCAUCGGUAUGGGAAGAAGAAGAAGAAGAAUGGGAAGACCAAAGUCCAAUGCUUGCUCUUCAAUAG